AGGAGCCUGCAAAGAAAUUAAAACACAGCACGAACAGUUUGAAAUGAAUGCGAGAAUAAAUGGGUAGCCAGUUCAGAAAACGAAGGAGAGGAGUGACAUGGUCCCAAUUCCUAGCUCUAAGCAUAAGGUGUGCAGCAGAGUACUGUACUUUCUGAAGUUUCUGACUGAAGUAUGAGAGGCAGCCUGCAAGCAGUAGGGAAGGGUCCAAAGACAAGCAUGGGCCAAAUGGGCAUUGCGCCAAUGGUGGCUGGCCACACCUACCUCAAUCCUGGCCAAGAUGACCAGAUGGAGGUGAGGGGUUAUCGUUUAAGCCUUGGUCGCUACUACCUCAGCUGGGUUUUGUACUUUCUCACGGUGGGGCUUUUGCGCCUGUUGUUCUACUGGCUUCCGCAUCGGAUGGUGGAGUUCACUCACACAACCUGUCCUCUCAGCAUGGCCACCACGGUCAUCUUAAAGGAUCAGUAUGACCAGUACUUUGUUACAUCUGUCAACACAAACUCUGGAACAGGUGGCAGGGGACAUUCAAGCAGCAAGACUUUGAUGUUCAACAGGUUCAAGAAGUCAGACAAUUUUGAUCAGACAUUUGACAAUCCUGUGGUGGUUGAAGUGCCAGGAAUGCGGUGGUUUGUUUCCAAGAAAGUAAAGUAUGUCUGGGAUGAAGAACAGCAGAACUUUGUCAGAUUGCGAGGUUUAGAAGUGGGACACAGUUUUUCCUACUUCCACCAGCUUCAAGGCUUCACUGUUUCACAGCAAGCAGAACAGCGUCAGAUGUAUGGCAUAAACUCUGUUGCUGUUCAUGUCACACCCAUCAUCGUUCUACUAUUUAAAGAGGUUUUGUCUCCAUUCUACAUCUUCCAGCUGUUCAGCAUGAUCCUUUGGUACGUUGAGGGAUAUGUUAUCUAUGCUUCCUGCAUCCUUGUUAUCUCUAGCAUCUCCAUUGUUGUCACCAUCUACCAGACACGAAAGUUCCAGCGUGAGCUGAGAAACACUAUUUCAUCAUCAACACUUGUCACAGUGUGCCGAGGGGAAGAUGUUUUUGAUGAAAUACAAUCGGAGGAUCUGGUGCCUGGUGAUGUUAUAGAAAUUCCACGUCGUGGUUGCAUGAUGCAAUGUGACUGUGUACUGAUAAGCGGCAACUGCAUCGUCAAUGAGAGCAUGCUUACAGGUGAAAGUGUGCCCAUCACAAAGACAUCAAUUCCCAACCCAAUUGUUGGUGGUGGCGUGGAUGAGACCUCGUUCUCCAUAAAAAAGCACAGUCGCCAUGUUCUCUUCUCUGGAACCCAAGUGAUCCAGACUCGUUUCUAUGGUUCUCAGCGUGUAAAGGCAGUUGUUUUGCAAACAGGAUUUUCUACCUCAAAGGGUGAACUGGUGCGAUCUAUACUUUACCCAAAGCCUGUAGACUUCAAGUUCCAGCGUCACUCUUACUACUUUGUUUUGGUGCUGGCUCUUAUUGCAAUGAUGGGCUUCAUCUACACCAUCAUCCUUAAGGUCAGUUCUGGAAAGCCAGUGAGCAAUAUCAUUAUACGAUCUCUGGACUUGAUUACUAUCACAGUACCACCUGCACUUCCUGCUGCUCUGGCCAUGGGGGUCAUCUUUGCCCAAAAGCGUCUUGCAAAAAUUAACGUUUAUUGUAUUUCCCCACGCACUAUCAGCAUAUGUGGCACCAUCAACACUUUCUGCUUUGACAAGACAGGAACACUAACUGAGGAUGGACUGAAUAUGCAGGGGGUUGUACCUGCAUCUGGAGCAAAGUUUGAUCCAGAGAUUCGUGAUUUAACACUGCUGCCCAAGGGACCACUGAUAGAGGCCAUGGCAACUUGUCACUCUCUGACCAUCAUUGAGGGUCAGUUAAUGGGGGAUCCACUCGACCUGAUUAUGUUUAACGCUACCAACUGGGAACUAGAGGAACCAGGAGAGGAGGAGAGCAGAUUUGACAUGAUUGUACCAACCAUUGUACGGCCAAAGAAUCAGUCUGGACUACACUAUGCCAGCACAGAACAGCUGCAAGGUGAGGACCUGGGCAUCGUGCGUCAGUUUCCAUUCUCUUCUAGUCUCCAGCGCAUGUCUGUGAUCACCCGACAGUUGGGAGCUCAGCACUUCAACCUGUUUGUCAAGGGGUCGCCUGAAAUGAUUGCAAGCUUAUCUUUGCCACAUUCAGUACCAUUGAACUUUCAUGAUGUGCUGACUAAGUACACACAACAUGGCUACCGUGUCAUCGCCUUUGGCAAGAAGCAGCUUCCAUCAAAGUUGCGGUACGCCAAGAUCCAGCGGCUGCAGCGAGAACAGGUGGAGUGUAACCUGACCUUUCUGGGAUUGCUGGUGAUGGAAAAUCGCCUGAAGCCUCAGACAACACCAGUCAUCCACAAGCUGUUAGAAGCCAACAUUCGUACAAUCAUGGUUACAGGUGACAACAUGCUGACUGCAUUGAGUGUGGCGCGAGAGUGUGGAAUGGUGGAUCGUACAGACAAGAUCAUCCUAGUCCAGGCCAGCCCACCGGAGGGUCAAAAGACUCAGGCAGAGAUUGAGUUCUAUUAUGCUGAUGAUCGCACAAAGCAGGUUGAGGAAGUUGAUCAUGAGGGCUCAGCAGUGAUCUCUAUUGAUGAAGAUAACAAGCGCUUUCAUUUUGCUGUGACUGGCAAGUCCUGGGGUGUCAUCAGACAGUACCAGCCUGAGCUAUUGUCCAAGUUGGUUGUGCGAGGGACAGUGUUUGCGCGGAUGUCUCCUGACCAGAAGGCUCAGCUGAUUGAAGUGUUGCAGGAAGUAGGGUACCAUGUUGGAAUGUGUGGUGAUGGAGCAAAUGAUUGUGGGGCACUGAAGGCAGCUCAUGCAGGCAUAUCGCUGUCAGAAGCAGAAGCAUCUGUCGCUUCACCAUUCACUUCCAGAACACCCACCAUUGAGUGUGUGCCAAGUGUCAUCAGAGAAGGCCGUUGUUCACUUGUGACAGCCUUUGGUAUCUUCAAGUUCAUGGCCUGCUACAGUAUGAAUCAGUUCACAUCUGUCAUGAUCCUGUAUUGGAUUGGAGCCAAUCUUACUGACCCCGAAUUCUUGUAUGAAGAUCUCUUCCUGGCCACUACUCUGUUCAUUACGUUCAGCUGGACAGGUCCCUAUGAAGAACUGGCUAAACAGCUACCACCCAUGAGCCUGAUAAGUGUUGCCCCCAUCCUGUCAAUCAUUACACAGAUGACAGUCAUGAUUGUCCCACAAGCUCUGGCCUUCCUGUAUGUUCAGCAGCAGCCAUGGUUUGUGCCUUUUCAACAAAAUGAGGAUAAUGAUUAUACUUCUUACGAGAACAGCGCUGUUUUUCUUCUGUCUGCUUACCAGUACAUCACCAUGAGCAUCACCUUCAGCAAGGGUGCUCCAUAUCGAAAAACUAUGUUUUCUAAUUGGCUUUUCCUGGGCAAUAUAGCAGUCUGCACAGCAGUAACCAUCUGGAUCACCAUGUAUCCUACUGAACAGUUUGCUGAUGUCUUGGACUUGAAGCCAUUUCCAUCAAUAAGCUUCCGUGCAUUAGUUGUGGGUGUAGCUUUCAUCAACUGCCUGGUGUCAGUCAUUUUGGAGAUGUUUAUUGUGGACAAUACCUCCAUGCGAGACAAAUGUGGCAAUGCUGUUGGACAGUGUUGUAAAGAUGGGAGUUACCAAUACAGAGAAAUCGAAACAGAGCUGAAGGAGGAUCCUAGCUGGCCACCCGUCAGCUGCAAAUCCAUUGAUCUGGCAACAGUUUUUCAGCGUCUUGAAAAUCUGAGCCAUACCUCAACCACCCAGCAAUAUGAGGAUUACCUCGAACACAUUUUGGAGUCUGAUGAAGAGGAUAAGCCUGACAGCAGGAGGGGAAGCAGAACUGGAGGGGAAGGGGUGCAGCAGAUCUUCAACAACAGCCAUGACCCUAACUUGGGGCUACAGCAGUGCAACACUACUCAAGGGGUCGGCAGCCAAAGCACACGAUUGUGACAUCAGCUUCUGAGGCAUCUCUGCUUAUGAUGUCUCUCAUCUCUUAACUAAACAUGCAUCUGUCCUAACUCAACCACAUGGCAGCCACUGCUUGACGGUCAUCUUCAGUAUUGCAACCAUUUGUUCGCUGCUCGCCCUAAAGUCAAAGGUCUGUUACAGGUGGCCUGUGCUGGCAUGCAACUCUGCCAGUCAGAUACUUAUCAGCGUGGUGCAGCAUCUGCCUGUCACACAGUGUCAUGUUCCACAAUUAGUUUUGGCUGACCUUUCAGCUGUGCCCGGUGUCAUAUGAAUGUAGAUACACAGUACUGCGACCUGUUGUGGCCCUGUGUACACCCUCACAGCACACAGAGUCGGGUAGGGCACUCUAUGGUACAGGGGAAGGCAUGAUGCUGUAAUUCUCUAACUUCAGUAAUGAGCUGGAAAAUUUUACAUCAUUUACAAAUGAAAAAGGUGAUUAAAAUAAUUAGUGUUAUUUUCCAUGUGGCAAACAGUUUACAUGCAGUUUACCUAACUGUAACAGUGUCCCCUGUAUGCCAGCAGAACCCCUUAAAGUCAUUACAAAAAGCGGAAGGAUUUGAUUAACUCCAUAUGCCGGUAUUGACUGAUGUACCAUCCAUCUACAACAUGCAUGAAGUAUUUAUCAAUUGUUGUUUGUUGCACAUUAGGGGACUGAUUUUAAAACACAUCAGUGUGGUACAUUGUCUUUAAGCUCCUAAUCUUCUAAAGCAUCAUGUCUGCCUCAAUGGCUCAUGAAUGAAAUGUAUUCUAAAUCGUAUUUGUGCAGUCCGUCUUGUCAUACAUCUUCAUGGCAUAAUAUGGUUCCUUCUCUCUAUGAGUGUCUGCAUCUUCCACUAAUGCUUUUGUCUACAAUGUUGAUUUUGAGCAGAAAAAGUGCACACGCUGCUGUUGAGAGGGUCGUCUGCCCAUACUAGGGCUGUACAUAUGGUAAUCAUAAGAAUAUUUGACUAAUGUAAAGUUAAACAUAUCAAGAUAGCCAAAGAGAAAAGAAUUUUUGUCUCUGUAAAAUCUAAGUAUUAAAGUUUUUCAUGGGAAGUGUUAGGUUGAUGUGCUGGAUAGAAGACAUGAGCUGUAUUCAGCUUCCAAGUAGAAAGUGUUGGAUUUAUUUAAGUUUCACUAGUGUUAAAUUUCACUCUCAUGUGCAGUCACAUCUCCUGUGUAAAAUACAAUGUUCAGAUCUUGUGUACAAUGGGUUGACUUAAGUCAGCAAGGAUUCAAGUUUAUCAAGUCUUGCAUUAUUUUUUAAAGAAAAGCUUUUAAAAUCCUCAUCUAGAAGUAAAAUUACGUGUAGCUCACACACCAUCAAUAACAAUGAUCAAUAAAGUUAAUGUGUGAGCUACCUGCAAUUUUACUUCUGAAUGGAAGAAACAACAGGUGUAAUACGAUUGUUAACUAACUUGUACAAAAUACUAGCAACGAGGUCAUAGCUACACUAGACAGCAGCUGCAGCAAAUCAGCAUGCUUCUGUUGGGUUAAUAGUGAGCUUAGAACAGCAAGAGGAAGAACCAGACCAUUUCAAAUACAAUCCAGAAGGUACAAGACUACUUCAAAGACUUUCCAGAAGAAUAUCCGUCUCUUUACCCUCUUAUCUCCUCGUUUGUUUGAGAUUUAUUUGCUUGGAGAGCAGUAGGAGGUGUUGGGGGAUCUUCAGUGACCUGGUGUUGGGUCAGAAAUCCACUCACUUUAAGGGUUUGAAACAAAAUAAAUUCCCUUUCAUAGUUUUGGUGUGUUCGUCUUUGCCUGAACCAUUUUCCACAUCAGUUUUCUAAUAGUUCUACCUGUGUAUGUGAUAACGUGAACACAGUGGGCAAUAGUUCUUGUGUUCAGUUACAAAAAAAAAGAAAAAGAACAACAAAUUGAUCAUAACAAAACCAAUGCAUGGACAAUGGUAGAUUUUCUGAUACUUUGCUGAUUACACUAGGCAUGGAUUAUGAAGUGCAGCAGUGGUAUUUGCCAUUGACGAAGUUCUAUUUGGGUGUGCAAAGUUCUGUAUAUUGUUAUUUUUACUCAUCUUCUUAUUAUUAUUAUCUUCUCAUUAUAUUUAUUUUCUCAUUUCUCAAGUUUUCUACCACCCACCCUCUAUCUCUCCUCACUCCACUUUCCCAAUUACAAACUCUGACGCUAAGUCAGACAGAAGCCUGAGUGAUCCUAUCUGGAUGGUUUUCCAAGUCAGGGGGAAACCUGUUGGGUGAUCCUAUUUGGGUAGUUUUCCAAGUAAGACUGAAGCCAAAUAAUUCUUAAUUUAAACAGCCUGGAUUGCUUAACUGUGUGGUUUUGUAAUCUGGCAUAAAGAACACAUAAUAGCACGUACAUAACAUAUAACUCGCACAUAAACAACAGAUAACGGCACAUAACACAUUUCCUUAGUUCACCGAGUUUUUACAAAUGGAGACUAUUCUAUAUAUGCUGAUAAACAUUGUUUCAGUUUUCCAUGUUACUGGCAAAGGGAGAAGUUUGUUGUUUGUUAUUUUUUGCUAGUUAGUCUAUCCCAGAUUUUUUUCUGCUUAAAGUAACAGCAAAACUACAUUCAGCAUGAACCACUUUUAAGCAGAGACUUGUGGCCAGAUCAUUCUGCUGCCAGGAGAUGGCUUCUGUACAUGCAUGCAUUUGCUCAUUUUACCCAUUGAUGCAUUUACAGGAUUUUAUUUAUAUUUCACUGAAUAUUUUUAUUUGUGUGUGUGUGUGAUGGUAAUUUUGUUAUCUAUAGGUAUUUAUUUAAAGCAGGAUAACCUGAGUGUUUGAUGUUCAGAGGGGGCCGUCUUGAAAACAUGUUAAAGUAACAGUUGGAAAGCCAUUGUCCAGAAGCAACUUUGUCCAGGAUCUUAGGGCUAGAGUUUCCUGGAAAGUGGUCCUUGUGGCACAUUUCAGACUAAGUAGGUCUAGUGAAGUUUUUCAUACACAUGCAGGUUUUCUGGAUAGUUUCAUGGACAUGCAGGUCUUCUGAAGCUUUUCUGAUAGUGGGCAAGCACAUCUCAUGAAAAUUUUGUAACAGAUUGGCCUUGAGACACCUUGUAAUUUGAUGAGUCGUGUAACACCUUUAAAGUCGAUGUGCCCUGUGACAAGCUCCAAAUCUGAUGUGGCAUCUUGGCAUGUUAUUAUGUUGUCAACUGCCAUCUCAAAUACUUAUGAGUUUUAAGGCUUUUCAGUAAGACCUUCAUAAACUAUUUUCCAUGUGAGCUUUUUUACCUCAGAGUUAUCCUUCAUAUUGCUGUGGUGGUACUAACUGUUACAAAGAUCAUGACUAUAGUAUUACAUACUUGUUACAGAGGUCGGUGCCUAAACAUCCUUUCCAAAUGUUUGCAAUUUCCCAGGGUAUUUCAUAGCAGUCUUUUUAAAAGUCAGAAUGUUAGAUAGGGUGUCUGGAUAUUCCACAGUGCUUAGUUCAGCUGUAAUUGUUUUUAUGGUCAAAAAAGGGAGAAAAGCAGCUAAUAGACUAUGUCAGUGCAGGAAAUUAAAAAGUGUAAUUUUUGUAAUGAAAGAGGGUUUAUUUGCAUGCAUGUCAUGAUGGAAUGCACUGUAGUGACUGGACUUGUAAUGGCCAGUUUGUCACAUGGAAACUUUUUAGCUCUGUUAUUUUUAGAUCGCUGUGUUAAUUGUUUAGGGGAGUUUAUUUUACAUAAUCAUUUGUACAAACAAAUUUGAUGCAUUUGUAGUUUACCAGAGUCUGUGAAAUAAGAUGAGGGAAGUAGAACACAGCUUGCAUGUUCUUUUUCUCCAGUUUACACAUCUUUAUUGUUUGUAAUAAUAAAAAAGAUAUAUUUUUCCAGAUUCAGGAAUUUAUCAGAUAUUUGAAAUAUAAACUAUUUUAUGCUAGAUGACAGGGAGCAAUUUUGUUUUGAGUAGUACAUUUGUAUCAUGUUGCCCAAUAAGCUUUUUGAAUAUUUUUGUCGGUCAGUUGAUGGUGAGAAUGGAGGUGGAGUCUGUAAGUCUGUAUAUAAUAAUAAAAUAAUAAUAAUGAUUAUAGCUGCAGCAACAAGCCAGUGUAACAGUCAGAUAUCAAGUGCCUUAUUUUGUCCUAUGUGCUGCCUUGGGGCAGCAGUUCCAAAUCAGAAUGCUUACAAGCCAUGUCUUUGUAGUCUUAUAGCAGCUGUGGAUUUGGGCUUUAAAUUUACAAUUAAAUGGCAGGGAAACCUGUUCUGUGUAUUUGUAUCUUGAGGGGAAUUCUUAUGAAAUUAUUGCUCAGUGUUGGAGUCACAAGUCUUCCAGUCAUUAUUUGAUAGUGUCUGUUGUCAGAUUGAUCAGAAAGAUACUGAAAAGUUAAUUGUCUAAAUAAUAUUAGGAGGCAGGACAUGCUGAACACUCUCAUAUGUAGUUGGUUAUCUAUAAUACACUGACUCCUAUGUAUUUAACUAAUGUUAGUCUCUAAGACACAUUCAGAAUGUUGUUCAAGUUGGGUAAAUCAGAAAGAGAUGUUGGGCACAUGGUCUUCUGUGAGAGUCAAGGUGAAGGAAGGAAAGCUGUUUUUGCAGUUUUUAUGCAAAUGCCUAAUGUGGUUCUACAUGGGAUAUCCACUGUGUAGAUGAGUGUUGUAAACAUGGUGAUACAUAGAUGAUCUAUUGUGGAUGCCUGCUAUAAGUAUGGCCCUACACAUAGAAUCUUUUGUUCUUGCCAUUGAUUCCAAGGUAGGCGGAGAAUUACUGCUGGUAACAGCUUCUCAGCAUGACUCUGCACAAGUUUAGAAAUGCCAUCAUCCAGAUAACAGUGAGGUAGUGUAUGUUGCAAGCUGUUGUUCACAAAAUAGUUUUUACAAGUGCAGUAAAGAAUAGCCACGUUAUGUUCUUGCUGACCAGGGUCAAAGAUGAGUCUAGUGAGUUGCUAAUCUGUCAUGUAGCUUGCCUGAUGAACUGAACUUUCAGCAUGGAGUGUCUGUACCACCCAACACAAUGUUGUCAGCAUUUUUGUCUUUUUCCAGUAUCAUUGCUGGUGCAAUGGCUCCUGUCUGCUUUAUUUUGCCAUUACUGACACAGCGUUGAUUUCCAUAGUGACACAGCGUUGAUUUGAGUGCCAUAACUGAUUUUCUUUAGAUCAGCUGUAGCAUAGGGAACACUUAUCCCAUGAGUUUUUGUUGCAUAUUUAUAUGACCCAAAUCAUGUUCCCUUCAUUUUUGUACCUGUUGGGCUAACAACUGCAUUUGCCAAUAAACUUAUAUAUCGGCAGUAC
Pomacea canaliculata is the source of this 9126-nucleotide messenger RNA. RefSeq names its product probable cation-transporting ATPase 13A3. Gene Ontology annotation, molecular function: ATP binding; ATPase-coupled monoatomic cation transmembrane transporter activity; P-type ion transporter activity. The transcript is spliced from 32 exons. Gene Ontology annotation, biological process: intracellular calcium ion homeostasis; polyamine transmembrane transport. Gene Ontology annotation, cellular component: membrane. The coding region runs from base 172 to 3948 and encodes 1258 amino acids. NCBI's taxonomy places the organism in Eukaryota, Metazoa, Mollusca, Gastropoda, Architaenioglossa, Ampullariidae. The record is from RefSeq and is a predicted model, not a curated record.